Molecule: messenger RNA, 2081 nt
Organism: Pseudopodoces humilis (Tibetan ground-tit)
Lineage: Eukaryota; Metazoa; Chordata; Aves; Passeriformes; Paridae
Gene: NUDT3
Product: nudix hydrolase 3
Biological process (GO): diadenosine pentaphosphate catabolic process; diphosphoinositol polyphosphate metabolic process; diadenosine hexaphosphate catabolic process
Cellular component (GO): nucleus; cytoplasm
Molecular function (GO): bis(5'-adenosyl)-hexaphosphatase activity; endopolyphosphatase activity; diphosphoinositol-polyphosphate diphosphatase activity
Source: RefSeq, a predicted model, not a curated record
GGCGGUGGCGGCGGCGCGGCCGGGAGCGAGGGCAGGGGUGAGGCGGGCGAAAGGCGGCAGCGCGUAGCGAGACCCACGAAGCGAGACCCAGAGAGAGACUGUCGCGGGCAGGCGGUCCCCCCGCGCCCCCCCGUCCUUCGCCGCCCGGCGGGUCCCGCCCGCCCCCGCCCUGCGGACCGCGCGUUCUCCGGCCCCGCCGCCCCCGGAGCGGAGGAUGAUGAAGCUCAAGUCCAACCAGACGCGCACCUACGACGGGGACGGCUACAAGAAGCGGGCGGCCUGCCUGUGCUUCCGCAGCGAGAGCGAGGAGGAGGUGCUGCUGGUGAGCAGUAGUCGCCAUCCGGACCGAUGGAUUGUCCCCGGGGGUGGCAUGGAGCCCGAGGAGGAGCCUGGCGUGGCCGCUGUGCGUGAGGUCUGUGAAGAGGCUGGAGUGAAAGGGACGUUAGGAAGAUUAGUGGGAAUUUUUGAGAACCGGGACAGGAAGCACAGGACAUAUGUUUAUGUACUCAUCGUCACCGAAGUGUUGGAGGACUGGGAGGACUCUGUCAAUAUUGGAAGGAAAAGGGAAUGGUUUAAGAUAGAAGAUGCCAUAAAAGUUCUGCAGUAUCAUAAACCGGUGCAGGCCUCGUAUUUUGAGACCUUGAGGCAAGGCUGUCUGGCCAACAACGGCACCCCAGUCAUGACCACGCCGUACUCCGAGAGCUCCGUGUCCGACAUCAGAUGACUGACGACGUCCCUGCGAGAGCAAUUCCCAAAAGCAGACUGAGACCUGGAUUUCCCUCCCCUCCCCGUUUCCAUGCCUCCUCCCUCACACCAGGCAUGGGCAGCCGCCUGGGGCAGAGCAAGUGUUCAGAGUGCUGCAAUUUAGUGCAAGGUGGGAUGAUGUUUUUGGUUGUUUUUGGUUUUUUUUGGUUGGCUUUUUUUGCUUUUUGUUUUUUUUUUUCUUUUUUGGAUCUGUAUUUUGUAAAAUACAUUUUGUGCAUGAAGUGCCCCUUUCCUGGUACUCCGCUCCACGGCUUGGAGGCUGCCAGCCCCGCCUCUGCCUUGUACUCUGAAGUGUCCCAAGUGUCCCCUUUGUGUCACCCCAGCCAGAGCCACUUUUUUUUUUCUUUUUGUUAAAUUAAAAGACUUCUAAUGUGAGAUCAGCUCUUCAAGUCUUAGUCUGUACUGUAAGGUGCUGCUCAGACCCAUGUGGGGAUCACUCGCAGCGCAUCUGUAUAAACUUUUUUUUAGAUGGAGGAUCUAACAUUUUAAUUUUUUGGGAAUUUUUUUUUUUUAAAUCCUGGUCUGCUUCUGAAAAGAAGGAUUCAUAAUUAAUCUGUUUGCCUUUUGUUCUGUUUUUUAAAAACACACAUUCUGUGACAGUACUAGUGGCUGGGCCAGUUUACUCCCCAUCCAGUAUCUCCCAAUUUAGUGCAGUGACAUUUGAAGUUGAGGGCAGAGUUCGGAUCACCUGCAGAUAUCCCUGCAGACAUCCCUGCGGCUUCUCCGACAGCUUCCACCAACAUUUCUGCGUUUCCAUCCGAGCGAAACCUCACGGCGCUGCUCUGGAACCGCCGGCCAAAACCAAACAGCCUCAGCAGCGCUGCAAUGGCGCCCGGGUCACGGGAGCCGGGGAUGUGGGGGGGUCGGACGGACACACUGCAGUGUGGCUCACCAACACUGUCCCCUGCUCCCGCUGCGUCCUGCUCAUGUCUCUCUUGUCCACAUGCCUUACGCCAUGCUGAACUGGACACCUGGGGUUUGUGCUGAAGCAUCGGAUCGUGCUCGCCGAGUGUCGCCGCUGUUCCCGGAGAAACCAUGCGCACAUCCCUAAAGAGAAGUCCCGGGGGGAAAAUUCAGGUGUUCGGUCUCUUGUCCUGUGGUUCUGCAGCACUUAGGGUUGCACCGUGGAGUGAGCUCAAAGUGUGCUCUCCAUGAAAGGUACAGCUGCCUCCCGCAGGCAGCAUUCCCGGGGGAGCGGCACAGGAGAGCUCCCUGAUGCAUUGGCACACUUCACACGGGGGUUUGUUGUUUUAUUGCUGUAAGUUUCAUGCUGUCUUGAUUUGCCAACAGUGUUGUCUAUCUGGGAAAUAAAAUGG